This is a messenger RNA of Rotaria sp. Silwood1, 771 nucleotides long. NCBI's taxonomy places the organism in Eukaryota, Metazoa, Rotifera, Eurotatoria, Philodinida, Philodinidae. The record is from the annotation of a GenBank genome assembly.
AUGAUUCGACUUUUUUCACGUACAUUUCCAGCAGAAAAAUGGUUUUCUUUGAUAUGUGAUGAGACAUGUAAUGAAUCAACAACUGAACAAUUAUGCAUCAUCAUUAGUUCCGUUGAUUCUAACUACAAAAUUUUUGAAGAUGUUGUAGGGCUAUAUGGAAUAUCUGCACAAAAUGCUCUAACAAUUGUUGAAGCUAUUUGUGAUGUUAUAACUCCAUGUGGCUUAGACAUAAUUAAUGGUCGCGAUCAAAGUUACGAUGAGGCAUCAAACAUGCCUGGAAUAUACGGUGGUGUAUCAUCAAUAAUUUUGAAGCAAUAUUCAAAAGCUAUUUAUAUCUACUGUGUUGCACAUUGUUUAGAUUUAGUCAUACAUGAUUUAACAGAUCAAUGUGCUUCUAUUGGUAACUGCAUACUUUAUGUAAAAGAUAUUAUUGAUUUUAUACGUCGAUCACCGCAACGUCUUAUUAUUUUGAAAGAAAUAUUUUAUCAAAUAUUGUUAUCUUAUACAAAUCUUACGGCAUUAUGUCCAACUAGAAGGACUAUGCACGCUGAAUCAUAUGGUUCGUUAUCAAAAAUCUAUGAACAAGGUCACUUAAUAUUUACAGAUACAGAAAAGCUAUCACGUGCAUUGCAAAGUUCUGACUGUUGUUUACAAGAUGUUUUUUGUGCUGAUGAAGCAAUUAUUCAUCGUUUUCGACGUAUUCAAGUAGUUCAAGAUAGUGAAGGUUUAACAGAAAAACCUAUUCUACCUCGGCUUCGAAGACCACCAUGA